GGCUACGCCACCGGCCGUCGCCAGUCGCCUACACCCUCCCCGUCGAGAGGCAGCGUCGCGCAGCGCGGAGCACGCUCUGUGACGUCAGACUGAGAAUUUGCGCUACCGAGACAGACAGAAGGACAGUAGAAGAGUGAGGAGGCUGGAGGACUUGAGUUAGAAGGGCGACGGUGUGCGAGAAGGGACUAGAGAGACGUAUUCGUUAGCGCAGUGUUCGCAUCGUGAAAGGUGCCUUACGGUGAGGUUUCUCUGACUGGGCUCUGCAAGGUCGUCCGUCGCUUCAUCUCUGUGGACGCAGCUCGUGGUAGAGAAAAGUGCGCUUCACUUAUCGCGUGCCACGUUGUCCUCAGCCACGAUGCGCCUCCUGCUGAGCACCUUCGUGGUGCUCUCUGUCGUCGCCACUGCUCGAUCACAGUGUCUUUCUGAAGACGACAGCAUCUCCAACAUCACCAUCGCACGCGAUGCCUACGUUCGCGGUGCGCACGACUUCAGCUUGCGCCUGUUCCAGUCACUCUACUUCGGCGCGGAGACCGAGCAACGCAACCUCUUCUUCUCACCUCACUCGCUGUGGAGUGCGUUGACUCUCGCCUACAUCGGUGCGGAAGGCGUCACGAAAGAAGCGAUGGCCGAGGCAAUGGGUGUGACCAAUAUCACGAAGGCUGAGGUCGUGGCAGCGUUCCGUGAUAUCACGGACAAAGAUCGUCCAGCCGAAGGAUGGCAGCCCGGUGAUCCAGAAGAACGGCCCAACACUCUUCGUGUCGCCAACAGACUCUACUUUGACCGCACCGAGAACAUCAGAGAAUGCCUGAAGGAGCUGCUUCCUGGAGAGCUGGAGCUGCUUGACUUCUUGCAUGCAAGUGAAGAGGCGAGGCUGUCCAUCAACUCCUGGGUGGAGACGUUGACCGCAGACAGGAUUCAGGAUCUCAUCCCUUCAGGAGCCGUGGAUGCUCGCACGAGGAUCGUGUUGGCCAACGCAGCCUACUUCAAGGGCACGUGGCUGUCGAAAUUCAAGCCGCAAGACACGGGACUGGAACUGUUUUACUCGUCAGAUAAGGACUUCACCUUUGUCAACAUGAUGAGUCAGAAGGGAAAGUUCAACUUCAUGGUGUCGGAAGAGCUGCAGGCGCACAUCCUGGAGCUGCCCUACCUGGGAAAGAACGUCACCAUGUAUGUGCUGCUGCCUCCCUUCGUGGAUGGAGCUCUGGACCACACCGUGCAGAAGCUGACCCCUGAGAACUUCCAGAGCGCCAUUCGUCGCAUGUACCCGGUCGAGAUUCGUCUCAAGGUUCCCAAGUUCCGUGUAGAGGAGAACUACGAAAUGAGCGAGAAGCUGAGCGAGCUGGGCUUCGAGAACCUCUUCAACGCCUCGUACUCAGACCUCAGCGGCUUCUCAAACUCUGGAGGUCUGGCGCUGGAUGCUGCCCUCCACAAGUCCUUCCUGGAGAUCAACGAAGAGGGUGCAGAAGCUGCAGCUGCAACAGCACUGAUCAUCAACCGCUCCGGUAGACCCAAGCGUCCGAGGCAGUUCAUCUGUAACCAUCCGUUCAUGUACGUCAUCUAUGACAAGGAGACCCAGAGCAUGCUGUUCAUGGGCACAUUCGAGCACCCGAAUGCCGCUUCGCUCUUCCUUGGAAAGAAGGUGUAAACGUCGAAACAGCGCGAGCGAAUGAGGGGUCAACGGGUGAAGAAGCAAAUAACGGUCAAGGAACUGGAAGACACGCGUGAAUCAAUAUGUGUUUAGUGUAGACUGUAGAAAUAUGCACCAACCAGUUCAAUGAGCUGCUAGAUAAAGUCUGAAGCGUUUUGUUGUCUUCAAAAAAGGGUGUCAUUAAAAAUUGGGUCAUUACCAAUAGUGAUCUGACAUAAUGAUAACACUGUGUGUUUACGACGAGGUCACCUGAGGCAAAAAUGAUAUGAUGUCUUCUGGCAUGCCAUAUCGUUGCUGUCUGCCCCUACAUAGGAAUCAAAACAAUCUCUCUUGCGAUAUUGCUGAACCACUAGCGACAGUGCAGACCUGAGUGUAGAUUGGACUUUUUGACGGCGAUGACAUUCUUUACACAAAUGAAUACUCUUUUCAUACCGCAUUUGAUGACUUUGCUACUGGCCACGGUAAUGCAAGUGCUGCUUGUCUUGUAAAUGUAUGAUGCGUGUGCCAGAGGAAAAAUGUCCGUUUAGAGUGACGAUGGCGGGUCAAUACAAAACAUUAGAAUAUA
Molecule: messenger RNA, 2213 nt
Organism: Amphibalanus amphitrite
Lineage: Eukaryota; Metazoa; Arthropoda; Thecostraca; Balanomorpha; Balanidae
Product: serpin B4-like
Exons: 2
Coding region: 356-1645 (429 amino acids)
Molecular function (GO): serine-type endopeptidase inhibitor activity
Source: RefSeq, a predicted model, not a curated record